Molecule: messenger RNA, 942 nt
Organism: Fulvia fulva
Lineage: Eukaryota; Fungi; Ascomycota; Dothideomycetes; Mycosphaerellales; Mycosphaerellaceae
Exons: 2
Coding region: 1-942 (313 amino acids)
Cellular component (GO): mitochondrion
Molecular function (GO): acetylpyruvate hydrolase activity
Source: RefSeq, a predicted model, not a curated record
AUGUCCGCGUCCUUCAUACGAGCAAGCAGCAGAGCUUCGGCGUUUGCUGUGCCGACAUGUCGAACAGCUGGAGCUUCUGCCUCGCGUUGCUUCUCCACCGGCAGUCUGUCGCGGAGCUCGAAUGCCGGUCAUCUUGAGGGUACAGCAAGAGAAAAUGGCGUGCGGCUGCAAGCUCAGUCAUUACGAAGGAACGUUGUUCCUUCUAGUCAGAGGAGAGCAUACAGCGCAGACACAAUGGCCUCCCUAGCAGCUAUCAAGCAGAAUUGCCGAAAGGUAAUGUGCAUAGGCCGCAACUACGCCGACCACGUAACCGAACUCAACAACCAACGCCCCAAACAACCCUUCUUCUUCCUCAAGCCCCCCUCCUCCAUCCUGCUCCCCACCGAAGGCCCCGUCCUCCGCCCCGCCGGUGUGAACCUCCACUUUGAAGUAGAGCUGGGUCUAGUAAUCGGCAAGACAGUCCGGGACCUGGACGAGAGCGACACCGAGGGAUGGAUGGGCGCGAUUGAGUCCUACCUCCUCUCCAUCGACAUGACAGGACGCAACGUCCAGGAAGAGGCGAAGAAGAGGGGGUUGCCGUGGAGUAUUGCGAAGGGAUUUGAUACGUUUUUGCCUGUGGCUGGGCCGGUGUCGAAGUCCUUGAUUUCUGAUCCGCAUAACGUGGAACUUUGGUUGAGUGUGAAUGGGGAGACAAAGCAGAAUGAUAAUACCGAGCUUAUGCUCUUCAGGAUUGGGAGGCAGUUGAGUGAUAUUAGCAAGGUCAUGACGUUAGAGAAGGGGGAUAUUGUGUUGACGGGGACACCGAAGGGUGUCGGAACAGUGGUUACGGGAGAUGUGAUUGAAGCGGGCCUGAAGGUUGAUGGGAAGGAGGUCGAGGAAGCGAGGAUAAAGGUUGAUGUCAAGGAUAGGACGGGGCCGUAUGAGUUUACGCCGACGUAUUAG